This is a messenger RNA of Phalaenopsis equestris, 552 nucleotides long. RefSeq lists its product as uncharacterized. Gene Ontology annotation, molecular function: RNA-DNA hybrid ribonuclease activity; nucleic acid binding. NCBI's taxonomy places the organism in Eukaryota, Viridiplantae, Streptophyta, Magnoliopsida, Asparagales, Orchidaceae. The record is from RefSeq and is a predicted model, not a curated record. The transcript has a single exon. The coding region runs from base 1 to 552 and encodes 183 amino acids.
AUGACCAAUAUUGAUCCUAAACACCCUAUGGUUGUUAAGGUUAGAUGGGAGAAGCCUCCUCAUCCUUUCAUUAAAAUUAACACUGAUGGAAGUUUCACAAAUAAGAAAGCUGGUAUUGGAGGUAUUUUCAGAGAUCACACAGGCAAAGUUUUGCUUUAUUUCAAGGACCCCUACAUUGCUGAAGAUGCUAUGGAAACAGAAGCUGUUUCUCUUUACUGGGCCUUAAAAUUUGCUAAGGAAGUCAAGUGGAAUUGUAUUAUUGCUGAAGUGGACUCUUCACACCUUGUGGAGCUAGUCACUGCCACCCCCCAGGCACAUAAAUCAGUGGAUUUACAGAAUAAAGAGUGGAUUUAUAGAAUAAAGAAGCUUAUCAUUGAGAUCAAGUUGAAAAUCACUUUUAACUACAGGGAAGCCAACAGGCCUGCCAACUUUUUGGCUUUGGAGGGUUCUUACUUGAGCCAUGCAGUGGUCUCCACUACCCAUCCUAUCCCUCUACAACUGUUAACACAAGGGGACAACCUUCGAAUUCCUUAUCUUAGAAUCCAUAACUGA